Molecule: messenger RNA, 2192 nt
Organism: Pungitius pungitius (ninespine stickleback)
Lineage: Eukaryota; Metazoa; Chordata; Actinopteri; Perciformes; Gasterosteidae
Gene: lgsn
Product: lengsin, lens protein with glutamine synthetase domain
Exons: 3
Coding region: 1-2013 (670 amino acids)
Biological process (GO): lens morphogenesis in camera-type eye
Cellular component (GO): membrane; cytoplasm
Molecular function (GO): glutamine synthetase activity
Source: RefSeq, a predicted model, not a curated record
AUGAGCCUGCAGGGCACCAGGAAGGGGGUGAAAGUGACGGGCAAACAUGUACACCGUGUGGACUGGGCCUGCAGAACAGGAGGUCCAUCCAUCGUCCACUCUCCCGCCAGCACCCCUUUACCUCCACCCGCCCCCACCCUGAUCUCCAUAGCCCCCCUGCCUCACAGGCGCCCGGAGACAGCCGAUGAUCCCGAGGUAGACAAACCUGCCUCGGGGAAGGAUUGGACCACAAAGGGGCCCUCUCAAUACCGCGCGUCCUUCAGGGAUUCGGGACUCCCCCUUCAGACCACGGAGGAGCUGAAGACCAUGCUGAGGGACAGUCCUCUGCUCAGCCCCGGGGGAAUAGACGGCUGGAAGCCAGGGAGUCCUUACACCUACCUGCACGGAAGCAGCAGCGCCGAAGGGAUCGGGAGGCCAGACGCGCGUCAGGACAACGAGAGCCCCGGCAGGACGUUCAGCACCUUCAAACCCCAUUCUGACGCUUCCAGAAGAGGGCCCGUGCCCAGUGACGGCACGUCUAUUCAGCAGCCUUCCGUCGUGGAUUCAUCCAGCUCAGUCAGGGCAAACAACAACACAAAUAGGCAGCCUGUAGUUGGGGACGACUCAUAUGCAAGCGGCGGCUCCUGUGGAGAGACUGGAGCUCCUCAUACAGAUAACGGAAACGAGACUGUGAAGAUCUUUGGAAACCAGAAGUUCAUGACAGCCAUGGAGCAGAUCAAGCAACAGAUUGCCAGAGAAGACAUCAACUUUGUCCGCUUUGAGGCAACCGACCUCCACGGGGUGUCCAGGUCCAAGACUGUGCCAGUCCGCUUCUUCCAUGAGAAAGCGGUGUACGGGGUACCGAUGCCGAGAAGCUACUUGGAGCUCACUCUGAGCCCUAAGAGCAACGAGGUAGACAACGCCAACGCAGCCAACUUCAGCAGUGACGUGCUUCUGAUCCCCGACCUUUCGACCUUCAGAGUCUUACCCUGGGCGGAGCAGACCGCCCGAGUCAUCUGCGACCCCUGCACUGUGAAGGGAAGCUCCCUUCGCACUUCUCCUCGCCUCAUCGCCAAGCAGCUCCUUAGCCAGUUGCAGAGCCUGGGGUUCUCCCUGCAGUCGUCCUUCACCUACGAGUGCUGCGUCCUGGGAGCGCCGGACCGGAUCGGACCGAAGACUCUUCUAUUCCCGGCCACCACCCUGCUGGGCAACCACGACCUGCCUUUCUUCCAGCAGCUGGUGGACAGCAUGUACUGCAUGGGCGCCGACAUAGACAGUAUCGCGUCUGCCAGCGGCCCCGGUCAGAUGGAGAUCAACUUGAGGCCGGAGUUCGGGAUCGGCGCUGCAGACAGCGCCUUUACCUUCCGCACCGGCAUCAAAGAGAUGGCUCGCAAGCACAGCUACAUUGCCAGCUUCUUCGCCGAUGACGGGUUGUACAACGCCGGGGUGCUCUCUCACAGCCUGUGGGAUGCCAACGGACGGCAGAGCCUCUUCGUCAGCGGAGACAAGGCCGUCGAGCUAUCCGAGAUCGGCAGGAAGUGGCUGGCCGGGCUCCUUGUCCACUCCGCCGCCCUGAGCUGCCUGAUGUCGCCCGGCCUCAGCUGUCGGAGCCACAUGGCCAAGACGAUCAAAGACCCCAAACCAAUGCUCUACGCCACGUGCGGCUGCAACGACAACAGCACCUCCUUCAACAUCAAGUGUCACGGCGGGAGGGAGACGCACAUCGACAACAAGCUGGGCUCGGCAAUGGCCAACCCUUACAUUGUGCUGGCCGCCACUGUGGCCGCGGGACUGGAUGGCAUCCGGCGGAACCUGAACUUUGACGGCGGUCUUGACAAAGCCCCCAGCCAGCAGAAGGACUUUGCCGUCCCUGUGAAGCUGGACGAUGCUCUAGAGGCGCUGGGGGAGGACCACGUCAUCUGCAGCACCCUCGGUGAACCGUUUGUUCAGUAUUUCAUCGCCAUGAAAAAGUUUGAGAUUGAGACUCAAGAGCUGGACGAUGAGCGGAACAAGUGCCUGGAGUAUUUCAUCUAGACACCCUCUCUGUUUUAUGGUACUGCCGCACAAAUGAAAUAGCUUCAAUAGCUUUUUUCAUUUGACAUAUUAUGUUGAUACUUUAUUAAGAUAAGAAAACCCCGGAAUCUGCAUGAUUAUCACAUGGAUUGUUGAUAUUUUUCAAUUAUUUCAAAAUAAAGGUAUAAGUACUCCCUCAA